AUGUCACAAUUGAAAAAGACCAAUUUGAACUCAGUCAACGAUUUACGUCAAACCACGGAUGAUCAUUUAGGGUUGGUUUUCCAGCAGCUUGGUUACAACGAGUCAUUUACAUUGAUUGAUUUAAAGUUAGGAUUAGGAUUAUCCACAGUGGUAAUAGCUGGAUUGCUAUUCUUGGUCGAUAAAAAAUAUGCAUGGAAAGAUAGCUACAACCUCACAGUUAUUGCCUGUGUUUUAUACGGUAUAAUCAGUGGUGUUUUGUAUUUGAUCAAUUUUUUUAACAAAAAUGUCAAAUACAUAGGCUAUGAUAACAAAGGCAACAAAUUGUCUGUGGCAACUUCGUCCAAUAAAUUGGAUCCUAUCUAUAAUGUUACAAUCAGUUUGAAUGAUAGAUCAGUCAAUGCAGCAUUUGGUUUCAAUAAAUUUUUUGAUGUUGUGGGGUUUUUCAAUAGAGAUGCAUUUACAAAAUUGGUUGAAAACGAAUUAAACAAAUUAAAUAAAAAAAAUGAAUAA
Molecule: messenger RNA, 510 nt
Organism: Candida albicans SC5314
Lineage: Eukaryota; Fungi; Ascomycota; Pichiomycetes; Serinales; Debaryomycetaceae
Gene: SPC2
Product: signal peptidase complex subunit
Exons: 1
Coding region: 1-510 (169 amino acids)
Biological process (GO): protein targeting to ER
Cellular component (GO): signal peptidase complex; membrane
Source: RefSeq, a predicted model, not a curated record